Messenger RNA from Mytilus trossulus (common blue mussel), 2391 nucleotides. Its product is annotated as NAD-dependent protein deacetylase sirtuin-2-like. The coding region runs from base 147 to 1529 and encodes 460 amino acids. NCBI's taxonomy places the organism in Eukaryota, Metazoa, Mollusca, Bivalvia, Mytilida, Mytilidae. The transcript is spliced from 15 exons. Gene Ontology annotation, molecular function: NAD+ binding; histone deacetylase activity, NAD-dependent. The record is from RefSeq and is a predicted model, not a curated record. Gene Ontology annotation, cellular component: nucleus.
GUACCGUGCAUGUAAACAAACAAAUAAACAUCAUCCAAAAGAAAAUAUGAUUGCAUGACAUGUGAGACUGAGUCGAUUUGUCAUUUACCAAAAUAUCAUAUGACCCAGAAGUGAAUUAAACUGUUAGAAAAUUUCGCUUGGAAAUCAUGUCGUCAGGACAGGACACUAAAGGAGCUGAAGGGGGAGAUAACUCUGAUGAUAAGAAAGAAGAAGGGCCAAGUAAUAGUCAAGGUGCUGCAGGGGGAGAUAAUUCUGAUUCUAAAGCAGAAGAUAAUCAAACUACUGAGAAAAAAGAAGAAGAAAAGAAAUCUGCUCUUUUUGAUGCCUUUGCUAUUUCCCUGGGAUUAAAGGAUGAACCCAAGAUAGAAUCAUUGUUAGAUACAGUAGACUUUAAUGGCAUUGUCAAGUACAUAAAAGAUGGCAAAGCAAAAAACAUCAUCACAAUGGCAGGAGCUGGCAUCUCUACUUCUGCAGGAAUACCAGACUUCAGAUCCCCAGGGACAGGCUUAUAUGAUAAUUUACAGAAAUAUAAUUUGCCAGAACCAACUGCAGUAUUUUCACUUGAUUAUUUCAAAGAUAACCCAGAACCAUUUUUCAUGUUGGCAAGAGAGUUAUGGCCAGGAGUAUUUAAGCCUUCAACUUGCCACUAUUUUAUCAGAAUGCUUCAAGAAAAAGGACUUCUUUUGAGACACUUCACUCAGAAUAUAGACACAUUAGAGUCUGUUGCUGGUUUGGACCCAGAGUUGUGUGUUGAAGCCCAUGGUCAUUUCAGGACAGGGCAUUGCAUACAGUGUAGGGCAGAGUAUACCCAGGACUGGAUGAAAGAGAGGAUUAUGAAACCAAGUAUACCUAAAUGUGAAGUAGAAGGAUGCGAGGGUGUUGUUAAACCUGAUAUUGUUUUCUUUGGUGAAAGUCUUCCACAUCGCUUUCUACAAUGUAUGUCAGAGGAUUUUGGAAAAUGUGAUUUGCUAAUUAUAAUGGGAACAUCAUUAUUGGUGCAACCAUUUGCUUCAUUGGUUAACAGAACAAAGGAAAAUGUACCAAGAAUGUAUAUUAACUUAGAAAAUAGUUGUCCUCCGAAACUGGAUCCAAUUAUGACUGUGAUAUUUGGCAGCGGUUUUGAUUUUGAUGGUGAAAAUAAUUACAGAGAUAUAUUUUGGCAGGGAACCUGUGAUGAUGGUUGUAUGGCAUUAGCUGAAGCAUUAGGAUGGGGUGAAGAACUGAAAAAUUUGGUCACAACAGAGCAUGCAAAGAUAGAUGCUGCCAAUCCUGAUAGAGGUACAUUACCUGCAAAGAAAGCUGACAGCACAUCAGAGAAAACCAAUGCUUCACCAAAGAAAGCUGACAGCACACCAGAGAAAACUGACACUACACCAAAGAAAGCUGACAGCACACCCAAGAAAACUGAAAAUACACCAAAGAAAUGUGAGACUCCAAAAACAUCAGAUAAAACUCCCCCAAAACCAGAAGCAGCUACUCCUAAGGCAACCCCUGGAAGUGGGUCAAAGAAGACACCUCUCAUCAAGUGAAACGGCAACUCCACAAAAUAAAUCCUUGCAGUUUGAAGGGAAACCAACAAACAGUCAUUCCUCUGAAGUAAUAGAUCUUUCCCCAGCCCUUACUGAUAAUUUACAUUUCAAAAUAAUACAUUGAGUGUGUAAAAGUAUGUGUAAUGUAAUUCAGAUACUUUGCAGGCAUUUAUUUAUUUACAUCUAUUGUUGAACAAUGAACAAUAAAUAAUUUCAAGAAAUACUGCAUUCAAACUAUGCUAUCAAAAUUCAAAUUGGUAGUUGAUUUUUGGGGGCAAUUUUCACAAUCAAUAAUAAAAAGCAUACAUUUAAACUCACUGCCAUUAAAAAUAUUUAAGCAUCUGAAACCAAUCUGAAAUUUAUAUUCAUGGUAGGGAAUAAAUAUUUUUGUGUCUUCCACAUUCAUGGAACAAAUUAAAAAGAAAUCCUACUAAAAGAAAGGUCAUCAAUGCUCUUCCAUUCGGUACUUGGUUGGCCUAUUUUACUAUUUUGAUCUGGGUGUCACUGAUGAGUCUAAUGUAGACAAAACACAUGUCUGGUGUAUCAAAAUAUAAUCCUGGUACCUUUGAUAGCUAAUUAAAUAUAUAUUAGAGAUUAUAUCUGUUUUCCUUUGUUGUUCAUAUUUUUGUAUGAUAUGUGUUUGUUUUGUUGUGCGUAUGAAAGUAAUACAACUGUUAUAACUGCUUGACUGUGAUAAAAAAACAUUUUUGCUUUACUAAUAUUUUCUAUUCUUUUGUUCCAUUUUAAUUAUGUUAAUUAUUUGCAAUAUAUAAAUAGACAUUUUAUCUAUUUGAGACAUCUAUGAUUGAUUGUUUCUUUGUGUGUGUGUUGUUCAUUUUACAUAUUAUCUAAUGAAUUUAUU